Geodia barretti is the source of this 1726-nucleotide messenger RNA. NCBI's taxonomy places the organism in Eukaryota, Metazoa, Porifera, Demospongiae, Tetractinellida, Geodiidae. The record is from the annotation of a GenBank genome assembly.
ACGUCGCUCUGCUGCAAAAGAUGAGUGGUGGAUAUCAGUUCCAAACACCGAGGCCUGGGCUGCAGUUAGGGGCUGGAGCUACCUCAACUACCCCCCUUGGUGGUGGUGGGCUAAGGUUUCAAACAGCAUCUGAAGCCGGUGGGCUAGGAGCAACAAUGGGUGGUGGGGGGCUACAAUUAGGAUCUGGUAUUGGAGGGAUGAGUGGCAGUGGGCUCCAAUUAGGAGGUCUCGGAGGGACAAGUACUGGGAGUGGGCUACAAUUAGGAGGUGGACUUGGCGGUACGAGUGGUGGUGGGCUACAAUUAGGAGGACUUGGUGGUGGUGGGCUCAGAUCGGGACCUGGUCUAGGAGCAACAAGUGGUGGUGGGCUGCAAUUAGGGAUGGGAACAACGUCAGGUGGCGGUGGGCUCCAAUUGGGAGGAAUUGGAACGUCAGCGGCACCAGGAGGCCAGGGACUGGUGACUGGAGCAACACAGCAAUCUCAGCUCCAACUGGGAGGAGGUCUAGGCCUUCAGAAGCCAGUUGGAAUUGGGGGAGUAGCAGGGACGACAGCUGGUACCGCGGGAACACUAGGAGGUCUCCUUGUCACACCAGCUUCCCAACAACCCUCUUCCUUCUCUAGCGGGAGUUUGACCACUACAACUGGAACUGCAUCUCUUCUAGGAAGGGGAGGGGGAGGGUUGCCACAAACCACUCACCAGCCCUCGCUUGGGUUCAACCUGCAAACAGCCACUGCUCAAACCACCUCUACCACAGCUACUGCCACUAAACCGGUCCUGGGUGGCGGUCUGGGUGGUUUUGGCUCUGCGGCUGGCACCCUGCAACUCAAGAACACUGCAACCACAGCUGGCCCCUCUACCACGGGAAUUGGUGCAACUGCUGGUGUUUUCACCACCACGACCCAGAGUGGGGGCUGUGGCAGGAGGAGGUCGACAGUACACCUUCAAGGAGCUGGAGGAUCAGAUACAAAAGUGGAGUGUGGAGCUACAAAACCAGGAGAAGAUAUUCCAGAGAGAGGCUCAGAGGAUUAAUGCCUGGGACAGAGUCCUCGCCGAGAAUGGAGACAAGAUCACGGAGCUGAACGAGGCCGUGGAGAGAGCCAGGAGCCAGCAGAAGAGUCUGGACAGUGAACUGGACCUGAUCGGCUCCCAGCAAGCCGAGCUGGAGGAGAUCCUGACAGGACUGGAGAAGAAGGCGGAGCUGCAGCAGCCGCUGGCUACCACUCUCCACGCCGACAUACAGAGAACCAAGAUCUACCAGCUGGCUGAGAGUGUGGACGCUCAGCUGCGCAGAAUGGAGCAGGACCUCAAAGUCAUCAUUGAGCAGAUGAACUCCUCCAACGCAGCCGAAGACGAGGAUAACCCCAUGGUAAAGGUGGUCAAGAUACUGAAUGCACACGCGGACUCUCUCAACUGGAUCGAUCGUAACACAGCUCUGUUGAAGCAGAAGGUGGACGAGGUUGGCAAGCAGACGGAGCAGAGGAGGAGAGAGCAGGAGAGGUCAUUCAGACUGGCAUUUGAUCAAUAGCCAGAGUCACACAAUAGGAAUCCUACUCCUCCUCUCACUUCCUUCUGUGUCAACUGGCUCUUCCUGUGAAUUUACACAACACUGUGAUUUAGCCAAUGGUGCAGUGGACUUUCUACUACUGUCUAAACACUUUACCUGUGUAUGGUGCUUGAUUUGAUAAGUCUUGUUCUGUUUGACAAUUGAGACCUGUGGUGCUGCA